Messenger RNA from Salvia miltiorrhiza (redroot sage), 5511 nucleotides. Its product is annotated as ARF guanine-nucleotide exchange factor GNL2. Lineage: Eukaryota; Viridiplantae; Streptophyta; Magnoliopsida; Lamiales; Lamiaceae. The record is from RefSeq and is a predicted model, not a curated record. Gene Ontology annotation, molecular function: guanyl-nucleotide exchange factor activity. Bases 317 to 4414 code for a protein of 1365 amino acids. The transcript is spliced from 2 exons. Gene Ontology annotation, biological process: regulation of ARF protein signal transduction.
AAUAUGAUAUUUUCAGCGUUAGAAAUAUUCAAUUUUCACUACCUAACAUUCUAACCACAAAAAUAGAUAAAUUGACUAAACUUGUUUUCAAACAAGGCUUUAACCUCUUUUGUAGCAACCAUUUCGGCUAUUUGUCUGACAACAAUUCCCAAAAAAAUGCCACCCAAAUUUACCACUAUACCCCGGAAUUCCCAUGCCCAAACUAUGCACAACAGUCCAAGAAAACAUCCUAGUUAACUAACAUAACAGAUUUUUGAACUUACAAUCCAAAAUAAACAACAAAAAAAAAUCGUGUGAAAAUCUGCAGUAAAGAGUGAUGGAAGAAGAUGAAAACAAGACAUACAUGACAAAAUCAGAAAGAAAAGAUCUGGGGCUCUCCUGCAUGCUGAACGCGGAGGUGGGAGCUCUCCUCGCCGUGAUCCGCCGCCCACCGGAGUCGAACUACCACCACCCCGACGACACCUGCGACGCUUCCAUUCUCCAAUCUCUCAAAUCCCUCCGAGCCCUUCUCUUCAAGCCUCAACAGGAAUGGCGGACGAUCGACCCAUCAGUCUACAUGUCGCCGUUCCUUGACGUGAUACAGAGCGACGACAUCCCGGCUUCCGCAACUUCCGCCGCCCUCCAGUCCGUCCUCAAGAUCCUCCGCCUCGGCAUAUUCGACGAGAAGACUCAGGGCGCCAGGGAGGCCAUAAAUUCCGCCGUCAAUGCCGUCACCAGCUGCCGCCUUGAGAAAACCAAUCCUGUGACGGAGGACGCUGUGAUGAUGCGGAUUCUGCAAGCCCUCACCGCCGUCAUGAGGCACCGCACCUCCAUCCUGCUCACCGACCACUCCACCUGCACGCUCGUCAACACAUGCUUCCAGGUAGUUCAGCAGACGGCCAACCGCGUGGAUCUGCUCCAGCGCUGCGCGAGGUACACGAUGAACGAGCUCAUCCAGAUCAUAUUCUCGAGGUUGCCGGACAUCGAAGUGAAGGACUGGGAGAAUUCGGAGUCAGACACAGAAGACAAUGAUGUCGACUCUGGCUAUGGUAUCGGCUCUGCAGUCGACAUCUUCCACUUCCUCUGCUCCCUACUCAAUGUGGUGGACAUCAUGGACGCGGAUGGGGUGAUGUACCAGACGACGGACGAGAACACGCAGGUCUUCGCGUUGUAUCUCAUAAACUCCGCGAUAGAACUGAGCGGGGACAGCAUUGGGAAGCAUCCCAAGCUCCUGAGAAUGAUCCAGGAUGAUCUGUUCCACCAUCUGAUCCACUAUGGUGUCUCGUCGAGCCCUCUGGUCCUGUCGAUGAUCUCGAGCACUGUUCUCAACCUCUAUCACUUCCUCCGCAGGUCCAUACGUCUCCAGCUGGAGGCCUUCUUCUCCUUCGUGCUGUUCAAGGUUGCGACGCCAGCAAGCUCCGUCCAGCUCCAAGAAGUUGCAGUGGAGGCCAUCAUAAACUUCUGCAGGCAACCAAAUUUUGCAAUGGAAGCUUAUGUGAAUUACGACUGCGACACGAGUUUCAGGAAUGUGUUCGAAGAGACAGGAAAGCUUCUCUGCAAGUACGCGUUUCCAACAGGUACCUACCUAACAAGCACUCAGAUUCAGGCAUUUGAAGGGCUGUCGGUGAUUUUUCACUACGUUGCUGAUAAUAUUGAUAGAGAAGACGACACCAGCCCAUCUGGACCGUAUCCAGUCGAGAUCACCGAAUUCAGGCCUUACUGGGAGGAGAAGGUGAAAGGGGCCGAUGUCGAGGAUUGGAUUGAUCAUCUCAGGUUCAGAAAAGUGCAGAAGAGGAAGAUACUGAUCGCAGGGAGUCAUUUCAAUAGAGAUGAAAAGAAGGGAUUGGAUUACCUGAAGAAAUCCGGGCUGACAUCGGAUCCGCCUGACCCCAAAGCCUAUGCUUAUUUCUUCCGAUACACUCCCAAGCUGAACAAGACGAUGAUAGGUGAUUAUCUCGGUGAUCCUGAUGCAUUCAACGUUCAAGUUCUGAGAGAAUUCACAAACACAUUCGAGUUCACUGGGAUGAAUCUAGACAGUUCUCUUCGAACUUACCUCGAGAGCUUCAGAUUGCCAGGUGAGUCUCAGAAAAUCCAAAGGGUUGUGGAGGCAUUUUCCGAGCGGUUCUAUGAUCAACAAUCCUCGGAUCUGUUCGCCAGCAAGGACGCCGUCAUGAUCUUCUGCUACUCGAUCAUCAUGCUGAACACGGAUCAGCAUAACCCGCAGGUGAAGAAGAAGAUGACAGAGGAGGACUUCAUCAAGAACAACCGAUCAAUCAAUGGAGGAAACGAUCUCCCUCGGGAAUACCUCUCCGAGCUUUUCCAAUCCAUUGCAACAAACGCAAUCAAGAUGGAUGAUACUAACACAGUUGUGGAAAUGAAUCCCAACAGAUGGAUCCAGCUGAUAAACAGGUCCAAGAUUGCCCAACCGUUCAUCCAAUGCGAUUUUGAUCGUAGAUUGGGGAGGGACAUGUUCGCCUCCAUUGCGGGCCCAUCAGUGGCAACAGUUGCUGCAGUGUUCGAACACUCUGAUGAAGAAGAAAUGCUCAACGAUUGCAUUGAGUCGUUGUUCUCGAUUGCUAGAAUAUCUCAGUAUGGACUAGAAGACACUCUGGACGAGUUGAUUUGCUCGUUCAGCAAAUUCACCACAUUGUUGAACCCUUACGCCUCGGCAGAGGAGACUUUGUACGCCUUCAGCCACGACAUGAAGCCGAAGAUGGCGAUUCUAGCAGUUUUCACCAUCGUCAACGCUUUCAAAGACUCAAUCAGAGGUGGGUGGAGAACCAUCAUCGAGUGCCUAUUGAAGCUCAAGAGGCUGAAACUACUCCCACAGUCAAUCAUGGAGCCUGAAAUGGCUCCAAAAUCAGUCCCAAAACCGGACUCCGCUGUCCUUGUACCUAGCAACGAUCCCAAGUUCUCCAAGAAACGCCAGAGCUCCGGCAUAACUGCUAAAUUUCUAAACUUCAUGUCGAUGGAGAAUGUGGAAGAAGCUCUAAAUCAAGGCCUGAGUGAAUUUGAGCAGAAUGCAACCAUCAUUCAACAAUGCCAAAUCGGAAGCAUCUUCAGCACUAGUUCAAAUCUACCCGAGGAGUCUCUGCUGAAUCUGGGGCGCUGCAUCAUAUUCGCUGCAGCUGGAAAAGGGCAGAAGUUCAGCACCCCGGUGGAGGAGGAGGAGACAGUAACAUUCUGCUGGGAGCUCAUCAGCUCCAUGGCUCUGGCCAAUAAACACAGAGUGUCGACAUUUUGGCCUUACUACCAUGAUUACUUGCUGGAAGUGACGCAGUUUCCUCUGUUUUCGCCAAUUCCAUUCUCUGAGAAGGCGAUAGUAUCCCUGAUGAAGAUGUGCCUGAAGCUUCUGGCCUCGGAUCAAUUCCUAGAUGGGGCAGAGGAGCUCAUUUUCAAGUCGAUCAACUUGAUGUGGAGGAUGGAGAAGGAGAUCCUCGAAACCUGUUGCGAGUUCCUGUUGCAGGCUGCGAGCAAGAUCAUCACGGAUUAUCCCAGCAAAAUGCAGACGCAGCUUGGAUGGAUGUCCGUCCUGCACCUGCUGUCUGUCACGGGCCGGCACCCAGAAACCUACGACCAGGGUGUGGAGACCCUGAUCCACCUGAUGUCGGAUCAGAACCACAUAACACGCACCAACUACACCUACUGCAUUGACUGCGCCUUUGCCUUUGUGGCGCUCAGGAACAGCCGAGUAGACAAGAACAUCAAGAUCAUGGAUCUGCUGGCAGAAUCGGCCAGUUUAUUAGUCGAGUGGUACAAAGGCGGAUACUCGGAUCCAGGGAGCAGCAUGGGCGUCGGAAACAAUGGAAAUAGCCUCUCAGUCGAGGAGAGCUCGAGAAUCUACAACCCCAUCAGCUUCUUCCAGAGGCUCGGGGAGUCCCUGAAGAAGACGAGCCUAGCCAGGCGCGAGGAAGUAAGGAACCACGCAGUUCUAUCUCUUCAGAGAAGCUUCUUGCUUGGAGAGGACCUCUUGUUCACUCCCACAAGCUGCAUCAACUCCUUCUACAACAUCAUCUUCGCCAUGGUAGACGACCUGCACGAGAAGAUGCUGCAGUACUCCAGGCGGGAGAAUGCAGAGAGGGAAACGAGAAGCAUGGAAGGCACGCUCAAGCUGUCCAUGGAGGUGCUGUCACAUUUGUACCUGCAUUUUUUGAAACCGAUUUCGGAGAGCAAUAAUUUCAGGACGUUCUGGCUAGGAAUCCUUCGGAGAAUGGAUACGUGCAUGAAGGCUGACUUAGGAGAGUAUGGGGAAUCAAAGCUGCCGAAUAUAAUUCCGGAGCUGUUGAAGAAUAUGGUGAUGAGCAUGAAGGAACAGGAUAUUUUGAAGAUCACAGAUGAAGAUGAUUUGUGGGAUAUAACAUUUUAUCAGAUACAAUGGAUAGCUCCAGCUCUCACAGAUGAGCUGUUUCCUGAGGGAGUCAAAAACAAUGAUUAGAUUACAUAUUUUCUAACAAAUCAUUGAUACCAAACAAUUUAUUUCAAUCACAGAUAGUGCUUUGUAUCAAUAAGAGUGAGCAACAUGCACAAAUCGAAAAGAAAUAGUUAGCUAGUACAGUAUUUAGUUUCAAUUUACUAUUAUUGUUUGAGUAAUACUGAAUAGCUGUAUAAAAUUUUGAUUACACAAUGAGGACUUCAAAAGUCAAUUUUGUCUUCAGCUGGCUUAACAAUCGCAUGGAGAUUUCAAAUUUUGUAUGAAUAAAUAUAUAAAUGCAACAGAUGUGUGAUAGAUUUAUAUUGACAUAAUGUUCUGUAUUAAUAUGAAAAUAAUCUUUUAUAGAAAGUGCAUGAUGCUAAUUUAUAGUAUAAAAUUAUUUUGUACUUGAACUCCAAAUCCUGGCUCCAUCUGUAGUUGAAAAUAGUUGUCCAACAUAUGAAAGAACUUCCAAACUGUCAUUUUCAUCUAAUGAAAAUAACUUCAAAAGGAACGCCAUGAAAUAUCCAUCAAAGAUGCACAUUCCCUAUGAGCUCCUGACUCCUGUACAUUCAGAUGCACGGUGCAUCCACCAUAUUAAAUCCUUAUUAUGAUUAAUAAAUCUUAAUUGGAUUUAAUUUGGGUGGCCAUGCAUCCGAAUGCACAUAAAUUUUUAUCGUAGAACAACCUGAAACAUGCAGAGCCAAUGAUACCAAAAACCCCAGUGCAAACAUAUCAAAAUUCUGCCAGGCUGAGUCUAACUCGAAAGGAAUUGCAUCUUAGGAAACAAUUUUCACAAUAUGCAGUUUCAACUAACUAUAGCGAAUUCAUUUUAGCUACAACACCUGAUCAAAGCUUCACAAACGACACACAAGUUACGUUCUGAAUAAAUGCCAUGUAAGCAGUCAAGUCAAGUGAAAUUUUGACUACAAAGAAAGGGUCCUCUGGCAUUUCUCUUUCGGUGAAUUAAGAAUGCUUGCUGCCUAUGUUACACCCAAGUAACAAAAGUACCAACCUCUUAAUCCUUAAAAUUAGACAUAUUGAUAUUACCUAUUUACUUAUUUAUUUUUAUUUAUAAUUAUCUUCAGUUAAUUAAAUAUGAGCUGGUAAAUAUGUUCACU